GUGGCAUGCAGGCAAACACCCCAAACAAACCGAAGCAGAUUUAUUUGUCAAUAAACACAGCGAAUUGAAAUGGAAAGUGAAGUUAUAAAGCCCGGAACGAACGACUCGCGCUGUGUAUUUUUUAACACCCGUUCAGAGGAUCACAGAUGCGUGGUGAUAUUAACAGUAAAAAGAGCCACGGGAACUUUCUCUCUGGCCGGAUGCAUCUUCAUGCUCUUUGUGAUCUGGCUUCUUCGGCGCUACCACUCAUUGGCGCAGAAGAUGAUUCUCAGCUUGACUGUGGCGGCCUUCUUUGACAGCCUAGCAUAUGUCAUGAGUGAGUCCCACCCAGAUGGAACUCUCUGUGACUUCCAGGCCUGGUGGCUAACAUAUUUUGAUUGGAGUGCCUUGGCCUGGGUUUGCCUCAUCACGCUCAACCUGUACUUUAACCUGGUCCGGGAGAUGAGCACAAGCAAAUAUGAAACCGUCUACCAUAUGACGGCGUGGGGCGUGCCCUUGGUCAUGGCCUCCCUGCCUCUGCUCAAAGGUUCCUAUGGCCCUGCAGGACCCUGGUGCUGGAUCACAGACGAUCACGUAGCCUGGAGAUUUGGGAUAUGGUACGUGCCGCUGUUCACUCUCAUCCUGCUGAUGAUCUGCUGCUACGCCAGGAUCAUCUGCGUGGCCAAUAACCGCAUGCAGUCGUGGCUGGGAACGUUCAACCCGGAGCGAGAGAGACGAAAGGUGUCCCUGGCCAAAGAGAUCAAGCCACUGAAGUGGUAUCCAUCUGUUUACCUGCUGGUGUCUAUCUUCCCGCUCAUCAACAGGCUCCAUAAUGCGCUCUACCCGCAGGCUCCUUCCUUCUCCCUCACCCUGUUGCACGUCCUGUCCGCCCCUCUCCACGGCUUGGCCAAUGCUUUUGUCUUUGGCUUGGAUCGGGACUGGUGGAGCCUCCUGAGCCCUACCGGCAUGCAGCUGGCCCUGCAGUCGCGGCUGUGCGACGGGACCCGCAUCGGGGAGUACCACGCCGGCACCGUGCGCUACACCCAAGCCGACCUGGUCGAGCUGAGCGACGACGACGACGAUAAUGACAACACGCUCUUCUACGCGCCGCACAUGACCCUGAAAGACCGAGGGCCCUGAGGGGGAGACAAAGGACGGCAAGGACUGACAAAGAAAAAUGCGGCGGAUUAGAAAGCAGGGAGGGAAAAGAGGGUGGGGAGAGAAUGGAAGGGAAGAUUGGGGGGAAAGUCAGGCAGAUAGAAGCCGGAGAUGAGCUGUCAGGUUCCAUUAUUAAUCCCCAUCCUUUACUAUUUAAUAUCCUAAAGACGCGCACAUGCACAUACUGAGCAGGGCUGCAAUACUACAAGCGGAGCGCUAAAGAUCCUCCUCGUGUUUAAAAAGGCUUCCGCUGCAUCCCGAAGGUCUUAAAACAUUCCUCAUCACUGCCCCCUCGACUCCUUCAAUCUGCACUUUUGGCAUACCACCAAGAUGGAGGAGGAGGGAAAAAAAAAUAAAAGAACCGCUGAAAGGCAAUCAUAACAAGGUGCUAGUUUAGCAUUCAGAGCAAUUACCUUUUCACCUCUCUGCAGGAGAUGAGGAGAAAAGCAGACCUUUUUUAUGUGUGUGGGAAUAUGACCACUCUUCUCUUCACGGAGGAGGUGGUGCUCAGUGGGAAAUAACGUGUGUUAUUGGACAGUAUUUGUCUCUGCCUUUCGUGUAUUGUCGCUUUCUGACGAAAAACACGCGCGUCCAUGCUUUUUUUUUGUUCUUUUUUGGAGAUGCUCGGGUUUUUUUCUUUUGUACAACACGGCAGUAUUAUUGUUUCCCUUGACGCGUGAUAACCCAUGAAAACCACAAACCUCCAUAUUUUGGUGUUUUUUGUUUUUGUAUCAUCCAAGGCGAUGGUUGUCCAUCUGCUUUGUCCGACGUUUUUUUGUGCACAGAACACAGGUGACACUUUUAUUCAGGUCACGAUCUAAUGUUGCGUAAUCAAAGCAGCAGUUGAGAUCUCAACAUGGCCCGAGAAUUGCUUCGCUUUCAUUCAUUGUGAUGAAGUUCCGACAUUUUUUUCUCAUAGAUUUCAUGUCAGAAUCACUCAAAAUUUUUCGGGCAUAUGUUUUUUUCCUGUUGGACAGGGACGUUAGGUGUUUUUGAAAGGUUGUUUUGUGUUCUUUUUGUAUGUAAAAAUGCUAGUGCUCUUUGAUGUACAGUAUUUCUCACAUGUACAUUUUAUAUUGAUAUGGUCGUGACCUGCUGCUCAGCCUUGUGAGCAACAAAAAUAUUUCACACACACACUUUUUUUUCCCCGAAGGUCCAAACAGGUAAAUGAUGGCAGAGGGCUAGCGCUGCUUAGCAACAGUCUCUGACAGUUCAUCAUCUCAUGGCACGUGUCAGUGGCGCCAUGAGAUGUGAUUGGCAGCAUAAUGGUGUCCAUUUAAAUUCAGCCUCGCCCCAUUUCUUCUUCUUGUUUACCAUUUUUUUUCAGCAGCUCGUGUGAAGUGACCGCUGUCAGUGGCCUCUCUUGACAAGUUGAACUAAUGACCUGACACUUGACCUCCCUUUUUACCCCCCUAGAGCUGUUGAACUUUCCCGCCGGGUGUCAGUGACACCACAGUGCGACUGAGUUAGCACUUUAACGGAGCUUUGCCACCAUCUUACACAAACACACACACACACACACACAGACUCGCAUCCCUUCCCUUAUUUUUGGCAGCGUCGCUGGUUUGACUUGACUUGCACUCCAUCAAAUAAAUGAGCAGCAGAGACAUUUCAUAACAAAGCAGCGCCUGGGUGUGUUUAUUUCUCUUGCACGCUGACACUUGCUUUGCAAAGUCUGCUCAAGUGUGCAUGUGGGUGUCGUACCAGCAAGCUACCUCCAAAAUUGAAUAAAAAUACCAAAAUCUCCACAUUAUAGUGCACGAAACUGCUUUUGCCUUAGUUUUGAGUGACUUUGACCAAAGAACUGCAAAAUUAUUAUUUUUUUUAACAUUUAGUAUACUGACGUCAUUGUUUGAUUGAGUUGAAAAGCACAAACGUUAAAUGGAAAGUAGCUUUAUUAAGUUUAAAUAGUAGCCUUAUUAACGUGAAUAAAGCUACCUUCCAUUUAACGUUUGUGUUUUUUAACUGGAAUGGAAAAUAGCUUUAUGAGCGUUAAUAAAGCUACUUUUAACGUUCAUAAAGCUACUUUCCAUUAAAUGUUUGUGCUUUUUAACUAAAUCAAACAAUGAUGGUCAUUAUAUUGCCACAAAAUAAAAUGUUAAAAUUCAGUUGUGCCAAAAAUGAAAGACAUGUUGUGCAAAAUAAUGCAAAUAACUUACUUUCCCCAUUCACUCUUUUAUUUACAAAAUAAAAAGGACAUUAGAUUUAUGUCAUUACUUUUUUAUUAUUGUAACGUCAUUGCCUGUUCUUAAUUAUUAUUUAUAAUACUUCAAUGUAGUAUUAAUAUUACAUUUUAAAAAACCUGCUAGAUGCUAUGUGCAACCAGAAACGCACAACCGGAAUUGGAGGCUUAUUGCUGUUGCUGUAAACUUUUAAAUACUAAUAAUCAUAACAUGAAAAAAAAUUUUUAACAUUAUUGGCUUUUUUGGGGGGUCUUUGUGCAUACAGUCAGUUUAUGUAACACACAGAACCUGGCAAGUAAAUACUAUUUAUUAUCUAUUUAAUAUAAACACACAACCAGCCAUGGAGGUCAUCCUCGUUGUUGCUUGUAAAGAUUGACAUGUAGACCGAACAAUGACUGUACAUGCAAGCCGUGGCAUCGAGAAAGGCGUGGCUUAAACAGGAAAUUAAAGUCACGGCAAAGCAAAAGAACACAGGCCGACUGACGGCUUUCAAAGUAAUUUUUCGUUACUUUUCGUUCAGUGCGUUAGAAAUGUGAACUGUGUCUGAAUAUGUGCCAAGUUUAAUGAUGGAUAUUAAUCAUUGGCCGCACCCUGCUGGCCAUUGUCUGGUCCGCACAUCUGCUUAACAGGAUUUUGAUUCAAAGAAAUUGUGCGCCACAUCCUCUCGAAAACCUGACUUCUCUUCAUUUUCAGCCUGACCCCGAGCGUAAAAAAAAAAAAAAGGGUCAGCUAUGAGGAAAAAGUCGUCAUAUUACGAGAAUCGUUUUAAGGUCACAAGCAAAAGUGCUAAGGUUGCAAGGAAAAGUUGAGAAAAUAUUCGUAAACUACAUAAAAAUGUUAUGUCACGAGAAAAGUCUCAUGCGACAAGAAUAGUUGCGUGGAUAUGAGAAAAUAAUGUGUCAGGUUAUGAGAAUAAUGUUGUAUAGUCAUGAGAAAAAAGUCAAGGUUACAAAAAAGUCGAAAUGUUGAGAGAAAAGGAGUCGGAAGGUUCCAAGAAAAAAGUCAAAAGAGAAUAGUCAUGGUGUUGCGUGAUUAAGUGAAAAAAAGAUGGUAAUGUGAUUCCAGUCAAGUGGUAAUUUUGUGAUAACAGGUUGUAAUGUGACAAAAGUAGUGGCUAUUGGGGGGAAAAGUGUGAAGGUUACCAAAAAAAGAGUUUUUUACGAUUCAUUUUACGAUAUGUUAUGACAAAACAGUCCUGAGAAAACGUAAGGUUACGACAAUAGUUACUGUAUGUUGCAAAAAAAGGGUUUUUUUAUGUCGAAGAGGAGCCAGAAAGGCCAAAUGAACAUCAAUUUUACGAUAACGUUAUAAGGUGACAAGAAUAGUCAUCAUUUUAUGAGAGAACAGUUCUGUUACGAAAAAGAGUGGCAGCGUUAAGAGGAAAAAAAAGUUACGAGAAUCAACUUUUCCACUUAAAGUUACGUGACAAGAAUAGUGGUUUGGCUAUGAGGAAAACGUCAGGUUGUGAGAAUAAACUCGUAAGGUGAGGAGAAAAAAAGACGAUUGUCAUCAUGUUGCAAGAAAAGCUGGAUUGUUAUUUUUUCCAAAUGUCAUAUGAUUAUGAGAGAAAAAAAAAAGUCAAAUGUAAUUUUACAUAAAAGGAUUCCGAGAAAAAGGACGUAUUGCCACGCGAGUAAAAUCGUAACAUGAGAGAAAGCCAUAAUGUUCGGAGGAAGUUGCAAAAACGGAACGUAAGAUCCAUUUGAACGUGUCUUCCCGCCUUUUGAAGGGGGAGUGGUUGAGAUGCGUUCAGUGGUGGUUUGAAACCACGGACAGGAAUUACAGAUUGCACCCUGCUGGCCGUAGUUGGCCUGUGCAUAUGCCAAACAGGAUUUUGAUUAAAGAAAGCAGAAAACCUGACUUCAGCUUUGCCCUCUAGCCAAAACAAAAGGACCCCAUACAGAUGCUUAAACAUUUCAAGACCCGCACCAUUGGAGCUGAGGAAAUAAGCGAAUUUCCCUGUCAUGCGGGAAGAAUUAUUAUUCCCCCCGCCCCUGUCCCCUCCACUCCUUGGUAUCGUUGCAUGCUUCGUAAUUGGAUACAAUUUAACAGCAGCGGCCCACGGGCAUGUCGGCAGGCACGCGGCCUACUAUUAGCUGUCCUCGACUCGCCAGCCUAUCAUUUGUCAGAUCUCUGUUUGUGUGCUUCUGUAAGUGCGUGUGUGCGUGUGUGUGUGUGUGUGUGUGUGUGCGUGUGUGUAGCAGCAGAAACCCCAGCCAUUGUUGGAGUCCAGCCAUUGACGCACAGAGGAGGGAGGAGGGAGGGCAGGCGGAACGGCGACAGCGGCAACAAAACAAGGUGGAGCUUUGUCACCUCGCAGCCAUGGUGUGUCACGGGCCUGACGGCUGUUUGAGCGCCACCUGUUGUUUAUUACAGCCCGCCGUAUUUAUAGUGACGUGGUCUCCAGCACAACCGCCCCCGCAUCCCUCAUCACCGGCCGCUUUCGUUUUAAUGGCGAGAUCACAGGCGAACCGCCCGCACGCAAUGAUGUCUUCAAAGAGGAGCCCCUCACAUCAAAUAGUUCAAUUAGCUGCUUUGGCUGCAGGCUGUUUGCAUUGAACUCCGUGAGGAGCUGCCCUUUGCAAAGCUAGCAUAAUCACCUCCGACGUUACGCACAAAAAUGACGGCGUUAAAUUCGGCCAAGCAAAAAUUUACCCUCAACUGAAAAAUGACUACUGAGCCUCAGAGGCGAUAUGAUUUAUGUGCCAUGUAGCCACACAACUAGCCACAAAACUGCUAAGUUGUCCCCAUGACGACAAACAUCGAUAUAUUACGUCAAUGUUUUCAUGUCGACAAAAAUAACAAUGUCUUUUUUUUUGUCUCUAAAGAGGUCGUAACCUUCUGUGAGUAGAGUCGUCAUGUGACGAGGAUGAAUUUGUAUUAUGAAAGAAACGUUACGAUAAGAAAGUUACAAUAUUAACGCUACAAUCAUAAAAAUGUUCUGAGAAAAAAGUCGCAGGUUUACGAGAUAUGUAACGUUCGGGGGGAAAAAACGUUGCAAGGUUACAAGAAAAAAGUUCUGUUAUGAUGAAAGGUUGAAAGAUGACUGGAAUAAAAAGGCCUAAUAUUACUUGGAAAUAACGCUGUAAUGGACAGGAACACGUCAUAAGUUCAUUAGCAUAAACUCGUACGGUUAUGACAAAAACGUUAUGAGAAUAAUCACGUUGCAAGAAAAGUUUUAAUGUUAUUCAAAAUUCAAGUCAUAUGGUUGCGAGAAAAAGGCGUAAUGUUACGCAACUAAAAUCGUCAAAUUUGUCAUACAUGACGAGAAAAAAAACGACAAAGGUUACGAGAAUAGUCACGUAACGUUGCAAGACUCGUAAAAGAAUUGAAUAAUAGUCGUACAAUUACGAAAUAAAGUCCAAAUGUCACAGGAUGAAAGUUGUCGUGUUACGAGAAGAAUCUUGAGGUCAUGGGAGUAAAGUCGGAAUGUUUGAAAAAAAAAGUCGUAAAUUGAAAAUAAUAAAACAAUGUCCCGACUUUCCAGCUGGCAUAGGCUCCAGCACACCGCCGCAACCCUCGUGAGGACAAGCAGCAUGGAAAUCGAAUGAAUGUCCCGACUUUAUUCUUGUAAACCUACAAGCAAAAAGUCGCCAUGUUACGAGAAUAAAGUUGCAGCGCUAUCAGGGAAAAAAAAGUUGUGUGUUGGAAUGUUAUGGAUAUAAAAUUGUAUUUCUAUGCAAAUGAAGAAGUACCAUUGGAAGAAAAAUGUCGUAAUGUUACAAGUAUAGACUGGUUUUAUUCUUAUAGAAAACAUGUUUAAAUAAAGUCACCUAAAAAAAGUCGUAAUGUUAUCGAAAUAAAGUCGGAACACAUUUUCCUUCUUUUUAAUCAAAUUACUGAAUAGUAAUAAAGACACGUUUUUAAAAAAGCACAGUAACUAUUGUACAAAUUGGAAAUGUUGAUGAGGAGCAACAGGUUUCCGGGAGGUGAUGUCAUGAAACAACAACCAAUCACAACCAGUGGCGGAGCUACGGUGGCCACCCCUGGCCACUCUCCCGCCACCCCACGAGCCAUCUAGACAUUUCAGGUAUCAACUCAUUGCCGCCCUUGUGUGAGUAAUGGUCUCACCUUGGCCACCCCAAUGACAAAUUUUUGGCUCCGCCACUGAUUAAAACGAUCCAAUUAUCAGUAUUAUCAUCAUUAUCGUCAUUAUUAUUAUUAUUAUUAUAAUGAGGACAUGCGAUUGUGUGACGUCGGCGUGUGUCCUGCUU
This is a messenger RNA of Dunckerocampus dactyliophorus (ringed pipefish), 7534 nucleotides long. RefSeq names its product cyclic AMP receptor-like protein A. Gene Ontology annotation, biological process: cell surface receptor signaling pathway; adenylate cyclase-activating G protein-coupled receptor signaling pathway. Lineage: Eukaryota; Metazoa; Chordata; Actinopteri; Syngnathiformes; Syngnathidae. The record is from RefSeq and is a predicted model, not a curated record. Gene Ontology annotation, molecular function: G protein-coupled receptor activity; cAMP binding. Gene Ontology annotation, cellular component: plasma membrane. The transcript has 13 exons. The coding region runs from base 70 to 1119 and encodes 349 amino acids.